AUGCUCUGUCGGCCAUCGUUAGGCAUAAGGCUCUACUCAAGCCUCCCUGCCACGUAUUACCAUCCUACCAUAUAUGCGUUGUCAACUUCCUUGGGCCAAAAGUCAGCAAUUGCGGUUCUUCGAAUCACUGGUAGCCAUACUAAGCAUAUCUUUCAGGAGUUGACAGCAUCCACAAAAACACCAAUCGAAAGAAGAGCUUCUUUGCGGAAUUUAUACGAUAAUAGCCAAGGGAAGAAGAACUUUUUAGACUCGUCGCUAGUUCUAUAUUUUGCGAACCCGAAAUCUUAUACAGGUGAAGAUAUGCUUGAAUUACAUCUUCACGGUGGUAGAGCGGUGGUCAAAAGUGUAUUGAAAGCCAUCGAAAGGAUGGGGAAUAUGCAAAGUGGGCGCGUCAUAAGGUAUGCAUUACCUGGCGAGUUCUCCCAACGGGCAUUUCAAAAUGGGCGCAUGGACCUGACGCAGGUUGAAGGUGUCGGAGAGUUGAUUGAUGCCGAAACAGAAACUCAGCGUCGAAGUGCAGUAUCCAGCAUGACCGGCCAAAACAAGCAAAUUUUUGAACGGUGGCGAGCAACCAUUGUUUCUAACAUCGCGCAGUUGACGGCGAUAAUCGACUUUGGUGAUGAUGCUGAAAUCGAAGACAUUGAUCAAAUUCUUCGGGCCGCAAGUCUCCAGAUGCGGGCGCUCCGAAAAGAAGUCGAGAGAUUCGUCCGCAAAGUUGAUCGAAGUGCCAUUCUUCAAAACGGUAUAAAAGUUGCAUUUUUAGGGUCACCGAAUGCUGGAAAAUCGUCUCUUUUAAACUGCAUUACCAACGAUGAUACUUCGAUUGUAAGCAACAUUCCAGGUACCACAAGAGAUAGUAUAGAUGUGCCCCUAGACAUCAACGGCUUCAAGGUAGUCCUUUGUGAUACGGCAGGGAUUAGAGAUACAACUGAAGACGAAAUAGAACAAGAAGGCAUCAAAAGAGCAAAAGCAAAGGCUUCACAAAGUGACUUGGCAAUAGUAGUUGUGGAUCCGCUGAGCGAGCAAAUUUUGAAUCCACAACUAUGCGAAUUUGUGCGCACUGCCAUACCGCAUAAGCAAAUUAUAAUAGUAAUUAACAAGGUGGACCUUGUAGACGAUGGCACUGUGACCAAGAUAAAAAAGUACCUGCAGACUUCUUUCGAAGAGCAGUUUGUGAUCACUUCCACUUCCUGUAAUACAUUGGAAGGCAUUGACUAUUUAGUCGCUCAGUUGUCGCAACGCUUCGAAACAUUGUCGGAAACGACCCAAGAUAGCGACCCGAUAACUGUCUCAAAGCGAGUCCAGGAAAUACUUACCAACGACAUAUUGUUCGGCAUAGACGAAUUUUUGAGGACUUGUGAGUCUGGUGACGUGGUCAUGGCUUCGGAAAACCUCAACUACGCUGCUGAAGGCAUUGGGAAAAUAACUGGAGAAACAGUCGGUAUAGAAGAAGUCCUGGGCAUUGUGUUUUCUCGGUUCUGUGUGGGUAAAUAA
Messenger RNA from Lachancea dasiensis, 1494 nucleotides. The record is from the annotation of a GenBank genome assembly. NCBI's taxonomy places the organism in Eukaryota, Fungi, Ascomycota, Saccharomycetes, Saccharomycetales, Saccharomycetaceae.